AAUAUCGACAAUAGUUGGCAACCCUGGCUGCGUUUUGUUGUUUUUCUUCUCUGACCGGCACAAAUUGUUUAUAUCCUUAAAAACACCCACACCAGACACCAAGCACGGAACAUAAUGGCCAGCAACGAACCCGGUGGCGGUAACCUUAUGGACGAGUUCGAGGAGGCUUUCCAGUCGUGCCUGCUGUCGCUAACCAAGCAGGAACCGAACUCCGGGACAAACAAGGAGGAAAUCGAGCUGGAGGUGCAGAAGACCACCAAUCGGUUCAUCGACGUCGCCCGCCAAAUGGAGGCCUUCUUCCUGCAAAAGCGCUUCCUUGUCUCCACGUUGAAACCCUACAUGCUAAUCAAGGACGAGAACCAGGACCUGAGCAUCGAAAUUCAACGCAAGGAGGCUCUGCUCCAAAAACACUACAACCGCCUGGAGGAGUGGAAGGCCUGCCUCUCCGACAUCCAGCAGGGCGUGCACAGUCGGCCCACUCCGCCCAUUGGGGCUGGCAUGUUACAGGGCCCCGGCGGUGGAAUGUCACCAAUGGGUGGCGGCCCGCCUAGGCCGGGAAUGAUGCCAGGAAUGCCGCCUGGCGGAAUGCCACCGGUCGGUGCCAUGCAACCAAGUCCACAGCACAUGCUGCAGGCCCAGCAGAUGCAGCAGCUCCGCAUGAUGGGUAAGCUGCCGCCCAAAUAAGGAGGGGAUUCUUCAUUUUUAGCUUGUAACUUUUGCUUUAGACCUCGGCAUAUAGUGUCUACGUGUAUCUUUUGUGUAGUUCAAAUAAACAGAUUAUAUAUACGAUAAA
This is a messenger RNA of Drosophila kikkawai, 793 nucleotides long. RefSeq names its product mediator complex subunit 28 (gene MED28). The record is from RefSeq and is a predicted model, not a curated record. Gene Ontology annotation, cellular component: mediator complex. NCBI's taxonomy places the organism in Eukaryota, Metazoa, Arthropoda, Insecta, Diptera, Drosophilidae.